AUGUCGAGCCACUCUUUCCAGCAGGGCCCCAGGUGUGGCGGCCGGAGCUUCAGCUCCUGCUCGGCCGUGCUCCCCCGGACGGUCACCUACUCGGCAGUGAGCAAAGGGUCCUGCCGGGCAGGCGGCGGCGGGGGGCUCCGUGCCCUGGGCUGCCUGGGCUCCCGGAGCCUGUGCAACGUGGGCUACGGGAGACCCCGCGUGGCCUCCCGCUGUGGCCUGGCUGGCUUCGGGUACCGGGUGGGCGCUGCCUGCGGGCCGUCCCCCUGCAUCACCCCCGUCACCAUCAACGAGAGCCUGCUGGUGCCUCUCGACCUGGAGAUCGACCCCACUGUGCAGAGGGUGAAGAGAGACGAGAAGGAGCAGAUCAAGAGUCUCAACAACCGUUUCGUGUCCUUCAUCAACAAGGUCCGGUUCCUGGAGCAGAAGAACAAGCUGCUGGAGACCAAGUGGAACUUCAUGCAGCAGCAGAGGUGCUGCCAGAGCAACAUGGAGCCCAUCUUCGAGACGUACAUCUGCGCGCUGCGCCGGCAGCUGGAGUGCGUGGCUGGGGACCGCGCCAAGCUGGAGGCGGAGCUCUGCAGCCUGCAGAACGCGCUGGAGGGCUACAAGAAGAAGUACGAGGAGGAGCUCUCCCUGCGGCCCUCCGCUGAGAAUGAGUUUGUGGCACUAAAGAAGGACGUGGACACGGCCUUCCUGAUGAAGGCUGACCUGGAGACCAACGUGGAGGCGCUGGUCCAGGAGAUCGACUUCCUGAAGGGCCUGUAUGAAGAGGAGAUCUGCCUGCUCCAGUCUCAGAUCUCAGAGACCUCGGUCAUUGUCAAGAUGGACAACAGCCGGGAGCUGGACGUGGAUGGCAUCAUAGCCGAGAUCAAGGCCCAGUAUGACGAAAUCGCCAGCCGCAGCAAGGCGGAAGCUGAAGCCUGGUACCAGUGCCGGUACGAGGAGCUGAGGAUGACGGCCGGAAACCACUGCGACAGCCUCCGCAACCGCAAGAACGAGAUCCUGGAAAUGAACAAGCUGAUCCAGCGGCUGCAGCAAGAUAUCGAGAACGUCAAAGCCCAGCGCUGCAAGCUGGAGGCUGCCGUGGCGGAGGCGGAGCAGCAGGGCGAGGCGGCCCUCUCCGACGCCAAGUGCAAGCUGGCCGGCCUGGAGGAGGCUCUGCAGAAGGCCAAGCAGGACAUGGCGUGCCUGCUCAAGGAGUACCAGGAGGUGAUGAACUCCAAGCUGGGCCUGGACAUCGAGAUCGCCACCUACCGGCGCCUGCUGGAGGGCGAGGAGCACAGGCUGUGCGAAGGCAUUGGACCUGUGAACAUCUCCGUGAGCAGCUCCAAAGGCGCCGUCCUGUACGAACCGUGCAUGGUCAACACGCCUGUGCUGAGGACCGAGUACUGCCCGGGGACCAGCAGCGUCCUCAAGAGCGCUGGGGGCUGCAGCGUGGUGGGCACGGGCGAGCUCUACAUUCCCUGGGAGCCGCAGGGGCUCGUGAGCUGUGGGAGCGGGCGCAGCUCCAGCAUGAAGCUGGGGGCAGGGGGCAGCUCCUCCUGCCACAAGUGUUAGCCCCGCCCACCCGGCGGGAGGAAGCCCGGGCACCAGCCGCCAGCCUGCAGACGAGGGCACUGCAAACCUCCUCCGCCCGGACUUCAUGCUCCCUCGGGCUUCCGCUGGAAGCUGC
Messenger RNA from Sorex araneus (European shrew), 1672 nucleotides. RefSeq names its product keratin 82 (gene KRT82). Gene Ontology annotation, biological process: intermediate filament organization; keratinization. Gene Ontology annotation, molecular function: structural constituent of skin epidermis. The coding region runs from base 1 to 1557 and encodes 518 amino acids. Lineage: Eukaryota; Metazoa; Chordata; Mammalia; Eulipotyphla; Soricidae. The record is from RefSeq and is a predicted model, not a curated record. The transcript has 9 exons. Gene Ontology annotation, cellular component: keratin filament.